Ochlerotatus camptorhynchus is the source of this 4115-nucleotide messenger RNA. It is a transcript of the gene Oatp26F, whose product is annotated as Organic anion transporting polypeptide 26F. Gene Ontology annotation, cellular component: plasma membrane. The transcript is spliced from 7 exons. Gene Ontology annotation, biological process: sodium-independent organic anion transport; transmembrane transport. Lineage: Eukaryota; Metazoa; Arthropoda; Insecta; Diptera; Culicidae. The record is from RefSeq and is a predicted model, not a curated record. The coding region runs from base 1197 to 3491 and encodes 764 amino acids. Gene Ontology annotation, molecular function: protein binding.
AGGCCAAAAUAGAGGUACAACCAUCCCGGCGCGUAAUAUUUCCGAUUAGUUUCCGUUUGGAAUCGCACGCGGUAACAUCUCACGCGCGUAGUCUUGCCGUUGGUAGCUGUUCUGGCGGAUCACUGACUGGGUGGUUAAUUGCGGGUGCGAUACACACAGGUGGUUAAUAAUUCCUUCCACCAGCGAGUGAGACGGGCGCGGAUGGUUGGAAGUCAAGUGUCGCAUUUAUCACGUUGAUCUUUCGAGAGAGAGAGAAAGAGAUACCGCGCGAUACGUUUGAGUUGAUAUCAUUUGUUCAUCGUUCAAAGGAAGCUGAAACGAGUGUGGGAUGUUCUUGCUCUAAUCAGUGAAGUCUUUUGUACGGCGAUCUCCGCGUGCUUUGUGAUCAUCAUCAUCGUGCUGUGAUUAGCAACGGUCGUCGUCUGAGUGGAUUCGAAAAGACCAAUUCAGACGAGUAUUUAGCUUCAUAUACUGUCCUGCCAUUCACAGAAAAAAAAAGUUUCCUUUAAUUGAACGGAAGUUGAGUUAUGCCGGAUUGAAGAAUAACAAACUCUCCGACUGCACAGAUCAUCCCGGGAAUACCACCAUCGAUUCGUUGCCUAUGUACCGCUCUCGGCAUCAGCCACAACGAAAGGGGGCCGGACCGAAGUGAUUCCUAUUAUUAUUCAAAGUGCACAAAAUCUAUGCUGAGGUGUUUUCAUUGUAUCAUGAUUACGGCGGACUUUGCAUAAUUUUGCGUAAACUUUACAGCAUUGAAUCACUCGGACUGCACUUGUUCCGAGGCAGGUGAGGGCCGGUGAGUGUGUGUAUUGCAAAAAGUGAUAAUUUAAAUGAGACACACCAGCGACAGGCAAGGUGAUUUAUAAGCUGAAGUCAGCACUGCUUGGCCAUUAUCGGAGGAUUAACGAACAACCUCUCCGCUUCUGGAAGGAUACCCACAAUGUGCGCGAGUGCGGGUGCAGAAUUAUGAAGUUUUGCAGAGUCGUGGUGUGCAAUUGGUGGUCGGAGUGACGUGCUGAAAGGAGACUGUUGGUAACGUCUUUGGGACGAGUCGAAAUUUUCGAAACCGUGUAUAGCUACCGUGACGAUUGGUUUUGACUGGAACACGUAUUUGGGGGGUAUCCAAUAGGUCGACCAGAAUACUAAUUAACCGCUAAGUGUUUUAAUUUUAAACUGCGUCAACAACGACGAGCAUAAUGUCGUCAACCAGCUUGGAUGGCAUCAUCGGCGGUGAAAACCAUGAGCGGGACAGUUCAUCGCUAGAAACGACACCGACCACGACCACGGUUACGGUGGCCUUGACAGAGUCCACGUCCUCCAAGACCGGUAGUAACAGUAUGGAUGGGAGUAGUUUUACUACGAAUAAAGAGUUGAGUGCAUUGUCGGCUGAAGUAGAAGAUGGAAUUGGCAAGGCGAAAGGCGCCGUUGGGGCCGAGGAACAACAACAUUUGGAGAGCUUUCAUUGUGGAUGGUUCGAAGUGCGACCCCGGUGGAUUCAGUCGUUUAUGACCCCCAAGUGGGCAUUGUUUUGGCUCUGUUGGGCGGGGGCAGUGCAAGGACUCGUCGUCAAUGGUUUCAUCAACGUUGUCAUCACGACGAUCGAGCGACGGUUCGGUUUAAGAUCGACGCAGACCGGCCUGGUGGCCAGUGGGUACGAUAUCGCCUCGUUCCUGUGCCUGGUGCCGGUGUCGUACUUCGGUGGACGGUUGGGCGCAUCGAAGCCACGCUGGAUCGGCUGGGGCGUCGUGGUGAUGGGUCUCGGAGCGUUCGUGUUUGCCCUGCCGCACUUUCUGGUGGGCCAGUACCGGGCAACCUACUCGGAGCAGAAUGUUUGCCUUGCCCUGCCAGACGGUUUGGUCAAUGAUACCAGCAGCAGUGCCACCGCCGCCGCCGCCGCCCGACUACUGGGGGAGAGCUGCUCAUCGGCCAACGGUGGUUCCCCGAUGGACGGAACGGAGAAUCUCUCCUGGAAUGUUUGGUUUUUCUUCACCGCCCAGCUACUGCUGGGUGCCGGCGCAUCGCCACUGUACACCCUCGGGGUAACCUACAUCGACGAGAACGUCUCCAAGAAGAUGUCAUCUGUUUAUUUAGGCAUCUACUACACGAUGGCCGUCGUUGGUCCAGCUGCCGGUUACGUUAUUGGUGGUCAGCUACUGCUCUUCUACACCGACAUGUUCGUCGUGGAUUCCUCAACGCUCGGUCUAACGCCGCACAGCAAGGUUUGGGUCGGUGCCUGGUGGAUUGGAUUCGUUUUUAUGGCUGCCUUCUGUCUGCUGCUAGCGAUACCGAUACUGGCCUAUCCCCGCACGCUGCCCGGCUCGGAAAAGUUGGAAAAGGUUUCCGAAGCGCACCGGGGUGACACCGACAAGCAGAAGCAACCGUUUACGAAAAUCAAGGAAAUCCCCCGAGCCCUUGCAGCGCUGCUCAAGAAUCCGACGUUUUUCUUCCUGAAUCUGGCCGGGGCAUCGGAGGGACUGGUCAUAUCGGGCUUUGCGGUGUUCCUGCCGAAGCUGAUCGAGAACCAGUUCAGCGUGACGGCCGUGUGGUCGGCACUGUUGAUGGGCAUCAUCACGGUCCCGGCCGGUGGCGGUGGAACCUUCCUCGGAGGCUACCUCGUCAAGAAGCUAAACCUUUCCUGUUCCGGAAUCAUCCGCUUCUGCCUAUUUGCCACCAUUUUCGCAGCUCUGUUCACCAUCUGCUUCUUCCUGUCCUGUCCGAAUCUCACCUUCGCCGGUGUCACCGUUCCCUACUUUCCUCGGGAAAACCUCCGCACACCGGACGCCCGCGCUACGGAGCUAUUCUUCCUUCCGAAAACCCUGGACAACGCAUGCAACAGCAAGUGCAGCUGCAGCAAGAUGAACUACGAACCGGUUUGCGGUGCCGAUGAGGUGAUGUACUAUUCGCCAUGUCACGCGGGAUGUACCGAAGAAGUUACCCUGGGGAACACCAAGGUCUACAAGCACUGUACCUGUAUCAAUGCGACGUUCGGAGCAUUUGAACCGUACUCAGCGUACGACGCGGUGAAUACCAUGUGCGAUUCGAAAUGCAACCACCUGUGGAUUUUCGUGGCACUGUGCUUCCUGGUGAUGUUCUUCACCUUCCUGGCAACGAUGCCGGCUCUCUCUGCUACUCUCCGGUGUGUUCACGAUGAUCAGCGUUCAUUCGCGCUGGGGAUACAGUGGAUAAAGGUUCGGGUACUGGGCACGAUUCCGGCCCCGAUGAUUUUCGGUCGGCUGAUUGACGAAACGUGUAUCCUGUGGCAGGAGUCAUGCGAUGAUCACGGGGCUUGUCUGGUGUACGAUAAUGCGUUUAUGAGCAAGUACAUGCUCCUACUGGCCCUGGUAGGGAAAGCCUGUUCUAUUCUGUUCUUCUUCGGAGCUUGGUUCUACUACAUCCCUCCGAAGGCUAUGACGAACGGCGAAGACGAUUUUGCUAACAACAAGAAGCAACAGGUGAAUGGUGAUGCGCCAAACCACGUGGAAAAGUAUUAACCGAACGACGAAAAUGAACCAAUGAUAUUUGCUCUCACCUUCCCCUGAAACAGAAGGGGAGACUAACCUUGCGAAAAAAAAAACCAAAAUCAUAACCUAUAUGCUCAGUUCCAGUCAUUCCAAACACACUAGCCAUUAGAGAAAAAAAAACCAUUACUUAUAACGAUUUUACAAUUUUAUACUAAACAAACGCCAAAUAAUAACGAGCAGUCACCAUUAUCUGUACGCAAAUUUAGGAUCAAAGAAGCAACAAGUAUUAAAGUUAGAUUGUAAGCAAAUUUCCGAUUUAGUUGAUAGCAUCAUCUCUGUGCCGUACUCGAAUAGGUCUUCUGUUAUCUUGCUUUAGAUAGACUGAAAGUUUUAACUUAAUGUGUUAGUGCAUAAUAAUCUGCGGAAAUAUUAUCGUGUGCGUACUAUUCGAUGUUGUGCAAGAUAAAAGGUCUCAUUUUAUUCAAUUUAGGAAUAGUGUGGCAGAUCGACAGCAUUGAAACGGUGCUGAAAUCAUAAAUAUUCGUAAAUAUAUACUCGUUUUCUAAGUGGCAUUAUAAUAUAUAUAUAGUUUGUGGAAAUUAGAAAGAGCGAUGUAAGUGUAAUUAUAAUGGAACAUUUUGAACAAUAAACCGA